Molecule: messenger RNA, 3020 nt
Organism: Pseudopipra pipra
Lineage: Eukaryota; Metazoa; Chordata; Aves; Passeriformes; Pipridae
Gene: PSTPIP2
Product: proline-serine-threonine phosphatase interacting protein 2
Exons: 15
Coding region: 631-1635 (334 amino acids)
Biological process (GO): actin filament polymerization
Cellular component (GO): cytoplasm; plasma membrane; actin filament
Molecular function (GO): actin filament binding
Source: RefSeq, a predicted model, not a curated record
CCCUGACGGGAGGGGGGAGCCAGAGGGGUCGGGCUCUGCUCCCAGGGAACGAGGGACAGGAUGAGAGGAAACGGCCUCAAGCUGUGCUAGAGGACAUUGUUUAAGUUGGAUAUUAGAGAAAAUUUCUUGACCAAGAGGGUUGUCUAUCCCCGGCAGAGGCUGCGUAAGGCAGUGGUGGAGUUCCCAUCCCUGGAGGGAUUUAAAAGCUGUGUGGAUGUGCCACCUGGGGACAAGGGUUAGUGGCGGGCUUGUCAGUGCUGGGGGAAUGGUUGGACUCGAUGGUCUUUGGAGAGCUUUCCCAACCUAAAUAAUUCUGUGGUUCCAUGAAACCAUCCCAGAACACUCCGCCAACCCCACGCCAGGCGAGCAGAGCACUGCGGGUCGUGCGGUGCUCCUGCUGCGCCCCGUGUUUACGGGGAAGCCGCGCGGGUCCCUGGUCCGGCCAUCACGGGUGGGCUUCUCCCAUGGAGCGCUGACGCCGAGCCUCCCUUCCCCGCCGAUAUAACCGAGCACGUCCCGCCGCCCGACCCACGGAGGGUGUUCCCGUGCGUGGGUGGGGACUCGCCGGGGCGGGCCGGGCCGCGCCGGGCGGCGCCGGGAGAGGCGGAGAGCGGCGGUGGCAGCGGCAGGAUGCGGGAGGCGCGGUUCAGGGACCACUUCUGGAGCACGGAUCUGACAAGCACCGUUGGCUACGACAGCAUCAUCCAACACCUGAAUGAUGGCAGGAAGAACUGCAAGGAGUUUGAAGACUUCCUGAAGGAAAGGGCAAUUAUAGAAGAAAAAUAUGGCAAAGAGCUCAUCAACUUGUCGAAGAAGAAGCCCUGUGGGCAGACGGAGCUGAACACGCUGAAGAGAUCCCUGGAUGUUUUCAAGCAACAAAUAGACAAUGUGGGACAAGGUCACAUCCAGCUGGCGCAAACCCUUCGGGAGGAAGCAAAAAAGAUGGAGGACUUCAGGGAAAAGCAAAAACUGCAUCGGAAAAAGAUAGAGCUGAUCAUGGAGGCGAUUCACAAAAACAGGAAUGUGCAGUACAAGAAGACCAUGGAGGCCAAGCGUCUGUACGAGCAGCGGUGCCGGGACAAGGACGAGGCGGAACAGGCCGUGCACCGCAACGCAAACCUGGUGACGCAGAAGCAGCAGGAGAAGCUGUUCGUGAAGCUGGCUCAGACGAAAUCAGCUCUGGAGGACUCCGACAGGAGCUACCAGCAGAAUGUGACCAUGCUGGAGAAGGUCCGGGAAGAGUGGCAGAUGGAGCACAUCAAAGCUUGCGAGUUCUUUGAGACUCAGGAGUGUGAUCGGAUCAGCUAUGUCCGUAACGCCCUCUGGCUCCACGUCAACCAGCUCUCCCUGGGCUGCGUCCAGAAUGAUGAGAAAUAUGAGGAAAUCCGCAAGAGUUUAGAAAUGUGCAGCAUUGAGAAGGAUGUUGAUUUUUUUGUAAAUUUGCGCAAAACUGGAAGUUUGGCUCCAGCUCCUGUUGUUUAUGAAAACUACUACAACACACAGAGAAAUGUGACUCCUGCGAGAAGUCCAGCGCCUGUACCUAUAUCAAGGAGGGGACCUCUGCCCACCCCGACCAGUGCACCAGGGGAGCCUGAUUAUGCCACAGUUGAUGGCUACAGCUUGGUACAAUUCUAGCAGUCACACAAACUCCUUGGAUGGAUAUCCUAUCUUCAAACUCAGAGGAAGAAAAGGACCAGACACAGGGGCGAUUUGUGUCGGAAGAAGUGUUUGAUUUGAAGUUCUUCUAAAGUGCAGCCAUUGGGAGAGGCUGGAGCCUCCCACUCUCCAGAUAACUAGCUCAUAUGUGCCGAGGGGAGUGCUGCAUGAUGCCUUGGGCACGCUGGCUUGUGUUCAGGGCACCUGCAUCCCCCUCAGAUCUCAGGUUACUCUUUCGCCUGUCUCUAAAGUCUUUCAUUACUGGGGAUUAAACUUGUAAUUUAGGUUUAAUUUUAUUCUCAUCUUUCGGGGAUCUCACUUAGGGGAGCACCAACAGUUACACCGUGUGUCUGGCUUAGCUGUAGGUGUGCUCCAGGCUUAAGUGCCGAUGCUGGAAGCUGAUUUGCAUCUUGCCUGGUGCAGCAGUUCACAGCACGGCUACCCAGUGAGGGGCUGUGCCACCACAAACCUGCUGGGAGGUUCCACAUCCCACGGUGUUGUUGAGGAUCAGGAGAACGUUGUUCAGAUCUCCCAAAUGCCUCUCCAAUGAGGGGCUUGUGAGUUUUUAGGUUCAUGGUACAGCUUGUCCCUGGAAGGCUCUGGGGACCAGGCUGGACAGGGUUUGGAGCAACCAGGUCUAGAGCAAAAUGUCCCUGCCCGCAGCAAGGGGUUGGAACUAGAUGGUCUUUAAGGUCCUUCCCAACCCAAACCAUUCUACAGUUCUAUGAUUCUAUGAUUUAAUUAGCUUUUGACAAUCUCUAAACUUUGGACUUGUUCUGACUAUGCACCACUGGAAACAAACUUAGCUACUGCUGGAGCCAUGAAACUUGUUUUCUGACCAGAUCUCCUCAAACUUCCUGCCCUUUCUGUUACCAUAUAUAUAUGUAUAUGUAUCUUAUGAUUAUGACUUUGAUUCAGAAGCUCAUGUGCUUUGGGGCUGCUGAUCUCUCUGACGUCCCUGUGUGCAGUGCUGCUUGACCACUCCUCAGUGCCUUAUGACACUGGACACAGGGACACAGGACAUGGGGAUAAACACACAAUUUACCUGUCUAAACCCGGUGCCAGGUGACUAACCUGGAGCAGCAGGAUUUGCUAUUUGUAUGACAUUUUUCCAGCUGAAUCUGCACGGCUUCAGCACGUGUCCCAGCCCGUCAGUCCUUGGGGCAAAAUUUUUACUGUGUUUUCUUGUGUGGGGAAGAUGACAGUGAGCUCUGACAUCUGCCCUCCUGCAAAGUGCACGUGCCAAGGAAUCCGCUAUCCUGUUUUAUUUCUGAAAGACCAAGGACACAAGUAUUAUUCUGAAGGAGCCUGCUGUAGUCUUAGUUGUUUAAAUACAUAUUUUAAAAAAUAAAUUUUGAGUUUCA